Messenger RNA from Oncorhynchus tshawytscha (Chinook salmon), 2437 nucleotides. It is a transcript of the gene hsd3b7, whose product is annotated as hydroxy-delta-5-steroid dehydrogenase, 3 beta- and steroid delta-isomerase. The record is from RefSeq and is a predicted model, not a curated record. Gene Ontology annotation, biological process: steroid biosynthetic process. NCBI's taxonomy places the organism in Eukaryota, Metazoa, Chordata, Actinopteri, Salmoniformes, Salmonidae. Gene Ontology annotation, molecular function: 3-beta-hydroxy-Delta5-steroid dehydrogenase (NAD+) activity. The coding region runs from base 369 to 1469 and encodes 366 amino acids. The transcript has 7 exons.
AGAUUUCCGUUUUCUUAGUCAUUUGCAAUCUAGCUUUAAGGGGGGAAGUUCCAGACCGUAGUAGAAUAAUAUCCAUAUAAGGUCGUCAAGCGAUUUUGUAAUACAUAGUAGUCUUUUGAUAUCAUCUUCUCCUACCCUGUGUGGUACUAUACUGUAUGUCAUCAGGGUGAGUGUGCAUAGUGGAACGCACACAAUGUCGUACAGGAACUUGCAGGCUUGCCGGAAACUGCAAUGCCCUCGUUGCAUAGAGAGGAUACAACAGAAGAAGGUUGGAUCGCAGAGGGAGUUGUAGAAGAUCAACAAGGACGACUCAGUAACUAAUCUACCAAACAUCAAUUGUUGAUAGUAGCAACUAGCAACAGUGAAGAAUGUCGACGAAAGAACGGGGCCUGGUUUAUCUCGUCACUGGGGGCUGUGGGUUCCUCGGACAACACCUGUUACAGGUCCUUUUGGAGAAAGAGGAUGCGGUAACGGAAAUUCGACUUUUUGACAAACACAUCGACUCAAGUUUAAAUGGCCACAGCACAGAGCGGGUAAAGGUGGUGGUGACACAGGGGGACAUCACAGAUUACUCCAGUGUUCUGGAGGUGUCCAAGGGGGCAGACCUGGUCAUCCACACAGCCAGCCUGGUGGAUGUCUGGCACAGAGUCCCUGAGACAGUCAUCCAGGCUGUGAAUGUUCAAGGAACUGUGAAUGUGAUCAAUGCCUGUGUGGAGAAUGGUAUUCAGUAUCUGGUCUACACCAGCAGCAUGGAGGUGGUCGGCCCCAAUGUGAAAGGAGACCCCUUUAUCAGAGGUGAUGAAGACACCAUCUACAAUGUUCAUCAUGAUAUGCCCUACCCCAGGAGCAAGGCCAAGGCAGAGAAACUGGUGCUGGAGGCCAAUGGCAAUAAGGUGAAUGAAGGGGCCUGCUUGUACACAUGCUCCCUCCGUCCCACAGGGAUCUAUGGUGAGCAGCACCAGCUGAUGAGGGACUUCUAUCAGAUGGGUGUGAGGACAGGGGGCUGGAUCAUUCGAGGCGUCCCAAAGGACACGGAACAUGGUCGUGUCUAUGCAGGUAACGUGGCUUGGAUGCAUCUGCUGGCUGCACGCUCCCUGAGAGAGCACCCCCAAAGGCUUGGAGGGGAAGUUUACUUCUGCUAUGACGACUCACCCUACAAGAGUUAUGAGGAUUUCAACAUGCAGUUCCUGUCUGGGUUCAAUUUCCGCCAGGUCCAUGUGCCGCUAUUGGUGCUGUGGUUGGUGGCGUGCCUGAAUGACCUGAUCCGCUGGGUGCUGAAGCCUGUGUGCAGCUACACACCAUUACUCAACCGCUACACACUCGCUGUGGCCAGCACCUCCUUCACAGUGGGUUCAGACAAGGCCCAGCGCCACUUCCAGUACCGCCCCCUCUAUGACUGGGACCAGUGCAAGGCCCGCACACAGAGAUGGGUGGACACCUUUCCCUUCACAGGCCCCAAGGACUCCUGAUCUGGGCUGAUCUGCUGGUCUGGUGGAACCUUGUCUGGGCUAAACCGAUGCACCACACAUCAUAACCUGGAAUGGAUGGAGGAGUGAGAGGACUUUCUCAGAUUUAUAUUCUCACUAUGUUUGCUCCAUCAUAAGCAGUAUUAUCAUUACACAUAUGCAAACAAACUCUUGACCCCUGAACUCUUAAACCCUGAACUACGACCUCCUACACGUGUUCUUCAAAAAUGGUUAUGUCUUCCUACCUGUCAUUACUUGUGGCUAGCCUGUAGCUCCUCAGGCAAAAUGAUGACAAUGCAUGUUCCACACUGAAAUGGGUCACUUAUCCAUCCCAUGAUCUUCUGAUUCACAUGAGACCCUUCCCAGCCCUAAAUAAGAGAUAAUAUAUUGGAGAUUCAAUAUAAAUGUUUGGGGCUUUAUCGGACAUUGCAAUAUUCAUCUUCUUACAAAAGCGGUAGAUAUAAUGUGAUAGUAGUCAUAAAAGGGCAUAGAUAUGUGAUAUAGGAAAGCUGCUCAUUCAUUCUUUUGAGUCUAUUUCCAACAAUACAUGGUGCAAUACAUUGCUAUACAUAUUUUGCAAUACAUACAUGAAAAUGCAAUACAUUUUUCACAAGACAUCAUCACUACAUAGACUUGAUCUGUUUUUGUUGAAGAGCACUAGUGCAGAAAAUAAGUAUUUACCUCUUCAACAUGCAUUAAUGCACACAGAGAAUAUUCUCUGAAUAUGUUCUAUGUGAUUUUAGAGUUUUAUGAAUCACCUGCUAUACAUUAAGCUGAUUUUAUAAUCUGAAUGCACUGACAAUUUAAAAACAAUAAUAAAAAAAAUCUUUAAAAAUAAUAUUUGCCAGUGCAUUCAGAUUUUAAACUUCAGACAGAGAAAAGGUUCAUUUUAUAUUUCAUGCCUAUUGAUGAAAUUAUAAUUUUGAGAAGUAGCGUUACUUUUAAAGAGCAAUAAAAAUAAAUAUAUUCUA